UAAAAAUAGUGUUUAGAUAAAUUCUAUUUAGAUAAAAAAAUGACGCAGGUCUUGUUGAGAUCGUAUUCAAAAGCUCGUGGUAAUAUUAUGUUUAGCUGUGGAAGUGCAAACUCACUUUGUCACUGGAUAGCCUUAUUUUCUCGAAGUUCUAGUGACGACAAGUCUAACCACCCUGAAUUUACAAACAGUACAAUCCUGAUUGAAAAUGGUUAUAGCGUCCACGAACUACCUGUGCUCAUCAGGAAAUUAAAAGAUUUAGAUUUUACGCAAACAUCUGGCCUAUCAAAGAAUACAAGUGAAUCGGUCAGGUAUGAUUUAAUUCAGGAGGAAUUCAAGCAGUGCAAGGACUUGCGUGAGGUAUUUUCUUUAAUUACAAAAUGUACUAAAAUCACUCCUAACAUUGCUCUCGGUGCUAUUGAGAGAAUUUACGCCUUGGAACAAGAACUCCACGAUUAUAAGCUGGAAGAGCAAAGUGUGCAUAUAAAUUUUGCUAAAGGUGCCAUUCUAGAAAAACUGCAAAAGGUCGUUAUGAAAACAGAAGACACACAAACAAUUUUGAAUGUUCUCAAUACAAAUUCAGUUAUCAUGGAACCAUUUAAACAUAAAUUUUCUGAUGAGCUUAUGGUACGACUCAUUGAAAAUAAGCUCACAAUAGAUCAGCUGUGUGAAUUUGCAACUUUUUUGAUAAACAAUAAUACAGAUCAAAAGUAUAAAGAUACAAUUGAUAGAUUAUGGGUUGGCUUCAUAGAUAAAGAAAAAGAUAUUGAUGAAAAUAACAUUUCAAGUAUGUUUAACAUCUUGCCAGGAUUAAAAGCCAGUAAGAGAACAAUGUUUCUUCUGCUAGAACAGAAAUUCUCUGAAGUAUGGAACAAGAUCAAGUUUUCUGCAAUGCAAGAUAUACUCAAUGUUUUGAUUAUAGAAAAGGGUUUUUCAAUGCAAAUGUUGACAGUACUGAGCCAUUGGUUGUAUGCUAAUAUACACAGCCUUCAUGAAGAUGAGAUUUUAGAUAUGGUCACAAAGUUUACUCACCUUAAAUAUUCUGAUGAUCAAGUAGUUGCAGCAAUUGAGAAGUACAUGAGAUUAAAAGGUCCAAAAAUACACACACAUGUGUUUAUAGCCGGUGUGUACAACUACUGCAUGCAAUUUCAAAUAUGCAAUAAGCCUAUAUUGAAUGCCUGUAGUAAAUAUUUUCUAUCUAACAUAGAUGAGGUACCACCUAGUUUUCUGAAAUGUUUCAUCUGUCCGCAUGGAUACCUUUUUACAGAACCCGAAAAUGGUAUGGAAUACUGGAAUUCUGUGGAGGAUUUACUUUUAAGAAAAUUCGACAAAGUAUCAAUUGACGACAUGUGUUCAAUUAUUCUAUCGUUUUUAUAUCUUGAACAUCACCCAUUGAAACUUAUAAGCAAGAUAUUUAACCCCAGCUAUACUGUCAAAAUCAACAACCCAGAAACAUAUAAAAAGUUACAAUUAAUAGACACCGCAUUGUCUUUAGAAUGUAAGACAAUUUCUGGUCCAAUGUUGCCGAAAAAUCAGUGCUACACACCAAUCACACAAGACACUCGAAUUAAGAAUAUGCUAUCAAAAAUAAAUCAAGCUCUCACUGAUGUUAUAGGAGACUCAAACAGUUUUUCUACUGCUGUGCCUAUUCCUAAUUAUUGUUCAGACAGCACAUAUAUUAUAGAUGUAAUGUUGCACCCGCCUAGACUUGGCACUGGCAAUUUCAAAUGGAAUAUGAAGUCCGAUAAUAUUACAGCUUUUUUAAUACACUUACCUGAGCAUUAUUGCUCCAAUGGUAAAACCUUGAUUGGACCUCAAGCUAUGAGAAUUAGGCAUAUGAAAAUACUGGGCCUCAAAGUUGUAAGCUUGAAGUAUUUUAUGCUAAGUCAAUUAUAUGCUUCUCAAGAUAAAGAUUUACUGAAAAAUUAUAUACAGGAGACUAUGGAAGACCAAUUAACUAGCUUGUGACAUUAUCUAGCAAAUAAAAUUUAUGUCUUUCAGUCAUAAUAUCUGAUUAGUUGCUAAGGUAAGUUUAUGGAAAUAUGUAUUUUGUGAAGGCAUAUUAUUAUUUAGAGGAGUUUUAGACAUUAGACAAACAGGCUGUAGACAUGGUGUAUUGAUAUAUUUUGUAUUGUUAGU
Aricia agestis (brown argus) is the source of this 2136-nucleotide messenger RNA. Its product is annotated as FAST kinase domain-containing protein 3, mitochondrial-like. The transcript has a single exon. The record is from RefSeq and is a predicted model, not a curated record. The coding region runs from base 40 to 1965 and encodes 641 amino acids. NCBI's taxonomy places the organism in Eukaryota, Metazoa, Arthropoda, Insecta, Lepidoptera, Lycaenidae.